CGUGAUUUUCAUGUUUCUUUUGCAGAUGCUUGUAUGCGAGGAUCGCAACCAUCUCGAGAUUACUUGACGUUACACGACCCACUUAAUUUCACCUUUGAUAUCAAACGCACUCCUCACCUCUUCCCCAACUUCCAUCCGCCACCAAUUUACACUGUUCUAUCCUAAUUUCUUCUCAUCUAGCCUUCUUUCAAUCGAUCAAAUUGCGACUCCCAAGUCCUACGAUCUACUAUGUCUAAUUCCGGUAUAGAUAUUCACAGUUGUAAAUUUUUGGGACUGAAUUCUGAUUGCCUCUUCUUAGACUCGAAACCUCUUACGGCUUCUCAGCAGGAUUUUACGCCAUGUUACACCUUUACCGUAUUCGACCCCUCCGCAUUCGGCUCACACGCAUAUCUAUCCUACUGGGAUCCUCGCUAUCGACCUUGCCUUCAUGGUUACAACCGUGCUAAGGCAUGUGGGUUCCUCAAAGAACUUGUCAAUCCGGGGCUCCAACUCAAAGCUGGUCUUGACGCGCCCGAACCGCUCCAAGGUUUUCAUGUGGACUUUGCAAAGUUCAGGUAUCAAUUUGAGGAGUCCUUCUCUGUCCCGUUUAAUAACGAUUAUGUCGAGUGCGCAAUCGUUUGGUUCCCCCCUACGCCAAAUCCGCCCAUCCACCUAGGGAACCGCAUCACCGAUCAGCAGUCCUUGCAAAGUGCCGUUGAUAUUACUCUCGCAUAUACCCCGGAGUACAACAUUGAAAUAAUGGUUUACUUCCCUCAAGGUUUGCCCUCAGUUGCGAAACCUGACUGUCAGGCCACCGCUCGCCGCCGAACGUGGUUAAGCAGCCCAUGCGGCGAUGCUCCAGAUGAAGGCAUGCCGACUUCAUAUCCUCGCAACGGUAGAAUAUUCUCUUGCUCAACUUUGCCUCUCCUCUCGCCGUUCUUCAUGGAUAUCCUUACUCGCCAAUCUCAAAUCCGGUCACUUACACCCUUUGACUCCUCCUUGGCUCCCCUUUCCGACGCUUCGUCGACGGUCAAGUAUGAGUGGGACUCCCAGCUUGGCUUAAUUCAUGAUGACGAGUCUGCUUGUUGUGACAACCUGCACAGCCCUGCCCGCGUCGAUCGAGUCGCUUCUCGGUUAGUGAUGUUUUUUCUUCCCCCAUCUCCAAGUACCCCAUUGUACACCUGAUAGUAUUGCUAACGUCUUCUAGUGAUUCCUUGAUCUCAUCUCAUGGUUUGCAGUUCACGGAGGACAUCUUACGUCGCGCUCUGGAUUUCUUUGAUCACAAAUCCUCAACUUCUGACGCCGAGCAGGUUGAAGAAGAGAACAUUUUGGAAGGGGAUGAGGAUCUCACGUGUUACGACAAUGGUCGAGUGGUUGUGAUUCCUGGCCUCAAGGUUAAUCUUACCUUGGCAGAAGCCAUUACUGUUUACCACUUACUGUGCCAGCAACAUUCAUCAACUCGGAAUUCCCUCAUCGCCGCCAGCGAGGGCAUGUCCCGACCUCUGGUUGCAUUUACGUGCAUGGUGGUCCAGCAUCGUGUCAAUUUGGCUUGGGAGUGGCACUCGGAAAACGCUCUUGGCCAUCACCAUGGCUUGUCCGGGGUAGGCUGCAUUGAGGAUGAUAGAUGCCUUCGGUUAUUUGGGUUGCACUGUCCAUGCCAUCCCCAUAGUCCCACGCACUUUGUUAAGCCACGCAACGGCUGUCAAAUUGUCCUCCUACCUCCCUUACUUAUGGAGUACUGGACCUCCUCGUUUGACCAGUAUGUCUCACUCACCGAGUGUCCCUCGCCUGGUAGCUCGGUUGUUUUAGUGGUCGUCACGGACAAGGAAGCCGACCAUUCCACUUCGAUGUCGCCUCAAGUCUUGCGCAGCUUGCGUCAAAAUCUCCGUUCAUCCUUUAGACAGGAUGGAAAGCUUGUCUAUGUAUCAACUCGUCAGCCCUCGCUGUGCAGUAAUCAUUUUAUUCUCAGUACAGCUAAGGCGUACCGGGAGUCCUUUCUUCCCCCAUUCACGGUUCCGAUAGCUCCUUCUGGUGGUUAUACUGGUCAUACAUACGACAUUACCAUUGCUUCCAUAUGAUUGGCGUAUCAUUCCGAGGCUCAUGGCCUCCAUUCUCGUGACAUUGACCACGGUGGCCUCCUUUUCCUAAACCGCCACCUCGGUACGUCAGUCAACAUCUUUAUGGCUUCGCCCGAUUACUCCAACUUUCCAGAAAUCGUUAGGAAUAUCGAGUUACUAGCGAGGCUCAAACCCUCUACCUGGGUAGAUGUGCCACACCUCGCAUUGCGGACCCUGCUUCCCUCCAUUGAUACGGUUCGCGCUUCCCUGGACGAAGUUCGCGAUAUUGCAGUCCAGAACGAAACUCAUGCCGCCAUUGCCUCUCUUGCAGCAUCUAUCGAUGCUCUGCGGGGGGCGUUUCAUCGACUCGUCAUCUCCCCUCAGUGGUCCCACACUCUUUUGGGUCAUCCAUUGGUGCCCAAGUCCAACUUGGUUGUCAGGCGCAUUCCUUGUGUAGACAACACUAGCACCCUUCGGGUUAUUAAUGACCAGUUACAGGUAUACGUCCGUAAUAACCCAACUCCAGACAAGAUGCGCAUCGCACGCUUCCAACUUUCCCAGGAUUUCCAGUCAUUAUUCGACAUGACUGGCUUCGAUGGCAUCAAAAUGUUGCUCUCUUGGGAUGAAUACCGAACGAAGGUCGCUUCUCGUCAAUGGUUUCCAUACUCGACUCCCUACCACAAGAAUCUCCCGCCCAUUGGUUCUGCAUCGUCUAAAUGGACCAUGUUGCGAUAUCAUAUUCUCCCCCGCCUUUUUCAGUGCAAAGAUUCCUUUGGGUUGCCCAGCCGCGUUGCCAUCGUUUCUGAAUUUCCGAUUGCGUCCAUGAUUCUUCGUCUGAUAUGAGUAUUCUCUUCUAUGUCCGUUGGCUCACUUGUUGAUUUUCCUAGUUGAUUAGGCUCUACUUCCCAGACGUAAAUCUUCGAGUUUUAGAACCCGGCGUUUCUGCUUGCGUGAUUACCCGCUAUAUCGACGAUUUCAAGCAGUAUGAAUAUCCUCACAGUCCCACGAUUCUCAUCUCGCCCGCCAGUUUUUUUCGACCCACAGGCACUUUCCCUCCGGAAAUUACCCUCUCGGAAUUUUCAGCAGUUAUCCUUUUGGAACCCCCGGGAGUUUCCUCGUGCGGCUUCGACAUUUUCUCUAGUCUGGUCCGAGAUGGCAAUAUAAAUCAUCAAGUUGAGGGGAUCAUCAUGUAUUGUCCUCAGUCUGUCGGCGAGCGGCCUUCGGACGCCCCGCGGGGCGGCUAAUAAUCGUUCGACGUGGAUUUUAUUCUGGUACCUUGUCAUGCAUGGACAAUAAGAUGAUGGCGUCUAGGGGGUCACGGAUAUUUUGUAGCAUGAAUUUUCUUUACGGCAACAUGAUUGCUUCAAUGCAUCAUUUCUCGUCUAGCUCCCCUUCUUGUGAUGUAGCGAAAGCCUCA
Molecule: messenger RNA, 3453 nt
Organism: Hymenoscyphus albidus
Lineage: Eukaryota; Fungi; Ascomycota; Leotiomycetes; Helotiales; Helotiaceae
Source: the annotation of a GenBank genome assembly